ACAGGACGGCAAGUGAGGGGCGCCGCGAAGCUGUCGCGUCUAUAAAUACUCCCUCCGCCGGCCGGCGUGGCUGUGCGGUUGCUGCGCGGCCGCGGCUGGGUGCCGCCAGGGCCUCGCACUGCUUCGCGUCGCUCCGGCGCGGAGGUGCCGCCCGUCGUAGAGCCUGCCGCACUCGGUGUGCUGGGUGCCGCUGGGCCCCGCUCAGCCCCGCUCGCACCACACCCCUCCUCCCUCACCCCAUGACGUGCGUGUGCGCCGCCGGGCGUUGAGUUGAGCCGGACCGUACCGUCCCCGCCAGUCCUCAGCCGCAGCCAUGCCGCUGAGGAACGAGCCGCCGUCGCUCCGCAGGGCGGCCAUGGUUGUCAUCUGCGAGUACUUCGAGCCGCUGUGCUACGGGCUCUCUUCCGAGGAGGUGGCCAACAUGAUCGACACCGAAGAGUACCUGGACAUCAAAGGUCCCUUCGAGGACAUGCCGGGCCCCGUGCUGGCGUGCGUGGCCGAGGCGGUCUCCGAGCGGAGGGCCCUGCACCGCAAGCACCUGCACAUGCUGGUGCAGCCGCAGACCCCCAGGCUCAACCUGUCGUGGGGAGACGCCGACGGCUAUCACGGCAUUCAGUUCGCGGGCCAGCGCUGCAAGGCAUGCUCUUUAUCAUCGUCAUCGCCACCACCUGCUUGUAGACUUAGUGCCGCAGCCACCAUAGGGUGCCUCCUCCCCCGGAACAGAGAGGCACCUGGGGAAAUCCGUCUACAAUCGGAUUCACCUGAUAUCAUUGUUUAGAGUUCUCGUACCCACCCCAUCUCUUGCGCAGCCAGUAUUUUCACUUGUGACACCUCUUUAGCGAACGUAGGCUUCCACAGGCACACCGCGUCAUCACCCCCUCCCCCUAACCCUCUGGUGACUCGCUACCAGCUGAAUUUUGCACACCGUGAGCAUAGUAGACUACGGGAGGAGCAACGGGAGCGAGAGAGAGCAAAAAAGAGAGAGAGCGUGAGAGAGGGCGAGAGAGAGCGAGUAAGAGCGAGAGAGAGAG
Frankliniella occidentalis (western flower thrips) is the source of this 1031-nucleotide messenger RNA. RefSeq lists its product as uncharacterized. NCBI's taxonomy places the organism in Eukaryota, Metazoa, Arthropoda, Insecta, Thysanoptera, Thripidae. The record is from RefSeq and is a predicted model, not a curated record. The transcript is spliced from 3 exons. The coding region runs from base 314 to 778 and encodes 154 amino acids.